UAAACAAAAUCACCAGUUUAGCCAACUUCGCUCAUUGUUCCAAGCUCCAAGAGCUGUACAUCCGUAAAAAUAUGAUCACUAACCUGGCAGACAUCUGUUAUCUGAAGCACCUGCCAAACCUGAGGACCCUCUGGCUCAGUGACAACCCCUGUGCAGUGGGAGAUAGAUACAGGCUCACUGUGCUGAAAACAUUGCCUAAUUUACAUAAAUUGGAUAAUAUUGCUGUGCAAGUAGAAGAACUGAACGAUGCAAUAGAGCAGGGAUUAGACCUCCACCUGCCCGAGUCGUCAAGGUCCCCAUCCAAGUCCUCCUCUCAGAGACCGCAAUCUGCUAAAAAAGACAAAGACAGGUCACCGGUAGAGGAUCCUGAUAAACUGACACUGGAACAGACAAAUAAAAUCAGGGAAGAGCUUGGACUGAAGCCAGUUCCCACAGAAAAGUACUCUCCAGUGAAACAUUACAGGCCUGGGGGCAGCAAGGCCAGGCAAGCCAACCUCCUCCAGGCAGCCCUGUGCUUGGUGAAGGAGCUGGACGUGGACAGUUUAGAAGCUGUGGGGAACGCUGUCAAGGACAGACUAGAGGCUCUCUGAUAUCAGGCCUCACUUUGUUAUAAACAUGAAACAUUGUACAGCUGAGAAAAAUAUGGACCUGAGUCUAGAUG
Molecule: messenger RNA, 661 nt
Organism: Lingula anatina
Lineage: Eukaryota; Metazoa; Brachiopoda; Lingulata; Lingulida; Lingulidae
Product: cilia- and flagella-associated protein 410
Biological process (GO): cytoskeleton organization; mRNA splicing, via spliceosome
Cellular component (GO): U4/U6 x U5 tri-snRNP complex
Molecular function (GO): protein binding
Source: RefSeq, a predicted model, not a curated record